UACUUCGACGGGUGUCUUUUUUGUGGUGCGCAGUAGAAAAUCGAGUAAUUAGCUGAAUUUAACAUUCAUAAAUAGAAGAAAAAUGUCUGGCAAAGAUAGAUUACCGAUUUUCCCCUCGCGUGGUGCUCAAAUGUUGAUGAAAUCGCGUUUAGCGGGCGCACAGAAAGGCCAUGGUUUACUGAAGAAGAAGGCUGAUGCCUUACAAAUGCGUUUUCGCAUGAUUCUGGGCAAAAUCAUUGAGACCAAAACUUUGAUGGGCGACGUUAUGAAAGAGGCCGCUUUCUCGCUUGCUGAGGCCAAAUUUACGUCAGGUGACAUUAACCAGGUCGUACUGCAGAAUGUCACCAAGGCGCAAAUAAAGAUACGCACCAAGAAGGACAACGUUGCUGGUGUAACUUUGCCCGUUUUCGAAUCGUACCAGGACGGUGCCGAUACCUACGAACUCGCUGGUCUUGCCCGUGGUGGUCAGCAAUUGGCCAAAUUGAAGAAAAACUAUCAGAGUGCUGUAAAACUGCUGGUUGAACUGGCUUCACUGCAGACUUCGUUCGUCACUCUGGAUGAAGUGAUCAAGAUCACCAACCGUCGUGUAAACGCAAUCGAGCACGUAAUUAUUCCGCGCAUCGAUCGGACCCUGGCAUACAUCAUCUCCGAGCUGGACGAGUUAGAGCGCGAGGAGUUCUAUCGUUUGAAGAAAAUUCAGGACAAGAAGCGAGAAGCCCGUGCCAAGGCAGAUGCCAAGAAAGCGGAGCUGUUGCAGCGGGGUAUCGAUGUACGCGACCAAACCAACAUACUCGACGAGGGCGACGACGAUGUGCUCUUCUAAAGUAUUAACCGAUAUAUGUAUGUGAAUAUUCCAGCAAUAUUAUUGUUAAACUAUUGUUUUGUUUCCAUUUAACCCGCUAAAAACAACCAAUUUUUGGUAUUGAUUGUAAGAAAAAGUAUGUAGAAUAAUUCCAAUAAGAAAAUGUGUAUGUAUUCCAUUUUGUAGUGUACAAUGCCCAUAACUGGGUUUGAUUGCAAGCGCGCAAAGUAUGCAUUAAAGUUUUGUUGUUCCAUAAGCGUGUAA
Molecule: messenger RNA, 1066 nt
Organism: Scaptodrosophila lebanonensis
Lineage: Eukaryota; Metazoa; Arthropoda; Insecta; Diptera; Drosophilidae
Gene: Vha36-1
Product: V-type proton ATPase subunit D 1
Exons: 1
Coding region: 83-823 (246 amino acids)
Cellular component (GO): proton-transporting V-type ATPase complex
Molecular function (GO): proton-transporting ATPase activity, rotational mechanism
Source: RefSeq, a predicted model, not a curated record